AAUUUCAAUGACAACAGAUUCGUUAUAAUAUGCCUAUAACUUGAAAUUUUAUUUUGCCUGGUAUUUGUAGUGGUGGACCUGUUCACAUUUAGACUGUCAACAUGGCGUCAAUUCUAAAGUUUUCUCGAUCUUUUGCAAAAUUACCUAAAUACGAAACUGCAUUAAAAGCCUGUAGACAAAAUAUUAUUAGAGGAGCAGCCACCCAGCCAGAUUCACAAACUGUUGUUCUAAAUGUACCACCAACAAAAGUCAGCACUUUGAAAAAUGGUAUCAGAGUUGCUACUGAAGAUUGGGGUUCCCAGACUGCCACAGUAGGUAUUUGGAUUGAUGCUGGCAGUAGGUAUGAGGAUGAUAAAAAUAAUGGAGUUGCUCACUUCAUGGAACACAUGGCAUUUAAGGGUACCAGUAAAAGAACCCAAAGUCAGUUAGAAAUUGAAAUUGAAGACCUAGGUGCCCAAUUGAAUGCCUACACAAGCAGAGAGCAGACAGUAUAUUAUUCCAAAUGUUUAGCCAAAGAUGUACCAAAAGCCAUAGAAAUCUUGGCUGAUAUCAUCCAGAAUGCCAAAUUGGGAGAGGCUGAAAUCGAACGAGAAAGAGGUGUAAUCCUUAGGGAAAUGCAAGAAGUCGAAUCUAAUUUACAAGAAGUUGUAUUUGAUCAUUUACAUGCUAUUGCUUACCAAGGAACACCUUUAGCUAAUACUAUCUUAGGCCCCACUGCCAACAUUAGGUCAAUCAACUCCACAGACCUUAGAAAUUACCUUGACAACCACUACAAAUCUAGCAGAAUUGUUGUUGCUGGAGCAGGUGGAAUUGAACACCAAGAUUUAGUGAAACUCGCUGAGAGCCAUCUGGGUUCCUUAAACAAUACAUAUCCAGGAAAAGUUCCAGUAAUUGCUCCAUGUCGUUUCACUGGAUCAGAAAUUAGAGUCAGAGAUGAUUCCCUGCCUUUGGCACACAUUGCUCUUGCUGUUGAAGGGGCUGGUUGGUCCGACCCUGAUACCCUCACAUUGAUGGUUGCUUCUACUUUGUUGGGUGCUUGGGACAGGUCCCAAGCUUCCGCCAAACAGAAUGCUACCAACUUGGCUAGAGCUAGUGGUGAAGGUGACUUGUGUCAUUCCUACCAAAGCUUCAAUACCUGCUAUAAGGAUACUGGUUUGUGGGGAGUGUAUUUCGUCUCAGAUCCUCUUAAGAUUGAGGAUAUGGUCUUUAACAUUCAACAAGAAUUCAUGAGACUCUGCACUUCCGUAACUGAAGGUGAAGUUGAGCGUGCUAAAGCUCUUCUUACUGCCAACACUCUUCUUCAACUUGACACUACUAGUGCAGUAUGUGAGGAUAUUGGUCGUCAAUUACUCUGCUAUGGCAGGAGACUCCCACCCCAUGAAUUGGCUCACCGAAUCAACAGCAUCACCGCCAAAAACGUGAAAGAUGUAUGCUACAAGUAUUUAUACGACAGAUGUCCAGCUGUUGCAGGUGUAGGACCAGUAGAACAGUUACCCGACUACAACAUCGUCAGGUCACAAAUGUACUGGCUUAGAGUUUAAGAGGGUUCAGCA
Diabrotica virgifera virgifera (western corn rootworm) is the source of this 1553-nucleotide messenger RNA. It is a transcript of the gene UQCR-C1, whose product is annotated as mitochondrial-processing peptidase subunit beta. The transcript has 8 exons. The coding region runs from base 102 to 1541 and encodes 479 amino acids. Gene Ontology annotation, cellular component: mitochondrion. Gene Ontology annotation, molecular function: metal ion binding; metalloendopeptidase activity. Lineage: Eukaryota; Metazoa; Arthropoda; Insecta; Coleoptera; Chrysomelidae. The record is from RefSeq and is a predicted model, not a curated record.